CGCCGACGCAGACAGCCGUGACUCCCGGCCGGCUCCGGGCUCUCAGGUGCAUGCUGAUGGUGGUGAAUCGGAGGCGAGUGCUUCACCCAGCCCGGCUCUGUCAUUGUCAUCGGUGGGCAGCACAAGCUGUGGCAGUACUGUUGUCACCUCAGCAACAUCCCUGUCACAGUCGCCGCUGCAGCAGCAGCAUAGCCAGCAGCCUGCUCGACACAUAUACAAGCCAAAGUUCCAUAAGGCAGUACUCUACCAGCAGCAACAAGAUGAAGCACCGCUCCCUGCCACUAUUAAUGAAGCUUCAUCAUCACCAUUAUCAUCACAGUCCGUGCAACAGGAGCAACAGCUGACAACAAGCAGUGCUGAUGUGCAGAACCCACUUCCUCCUCCCCCACUUGUUUGCCAUGGUGCAACUGGCAGCCCUAGCCCUGAGGUGAUAACACGUCAUAUCACCAAUAUCAUCACACACAACCAGCAAGUUGUCUCCUGCAGCUGGCCCAAGAAAAUGCACCUACAUCGCCAACAGAUGCAGCAGCAGCCAGACCACUCUUCAAGGCUUGCAGCAGCGCUAUUACGCCCUAGCAGGACAGAGGCAACUCCAUCACCACGUCCAUCUGAAGGCAGUAGUGCCUGUUCGACACCAGAGCCAGUAAAUGCAACGCUGGUGCAACAGCCACUCAAUUUGUCGUCACGGCCUGUCCCAGUGUUGGCGCAAGAACCAGCACCGGGAGUUGAAGCACCACAGCGUCUCAAGACAGUGGGUCAGAUCCCGCCAUUGGUACAGCAACAUGCCGUUAGCCAGGUACUCCGUGAUCACAACCAUGGAUGUGGGCCUCCAAUUGAUCCUGGCCCUGACAGCAGUGCGGCACUUGCCCUCCUCAAUGAUCUAGCAUCUGCCACCAGCAAAGAACACACUGCUGAGAACUCCAUAAUCAAAAGACUGUUACUGAAACGGCGUGCUGCUGAGGCAGCAGCGGCGGCAGCGGCUGCUGCAGAGGUGGGUGCUACAUUGGAGCCCACAUCCCAAUUAGCUGAUGAUCUUCCUACUUCAUCUGUGACGACUGCAAGCUUCCAGUUUGUGUGUAAUGUGUGCAAGAUCCCAUUUCGCAGUGCAGAGAACCUAGAGACUCACCAACAUUACUACUGCACUAGGAGGCCCAGAAUAUCAUCAGCAAGCUCGUACAGCUCUCUUGAAGAGACCAGACAUCAAAGAACAGCACUGAAGGUGGAUGUACGUGCUGCAGUGGCCAGUGGUGAUAGAGUGGCUCCACCUUUUCCAUCACCGGGACCUCUACUAGGUUCUACACCUCUUAUUGACAGCUACAGGCCUGAAGACAAAAGACGUCGCCUUGACUCGGAACGUUCAUCCUCUGCAUCUUCAUCUUGCUGUACGUCACCCUUACCUUCAUUGCGUUCCAUUGAGGAAUUAUCAAAGUGCCCACCGCCAGCACCACCUCGGCCCAACUCCCUUCAGAUGUUUGGGGGUGAGGUGCAAAUCUUGGAUGCAGCUGGUGAAAUGAAGACAUUGCGUAUAGAGCCAUCAACACGUGGCAGUGGGCACAGUCCAGGGCUCACAGUUGGGCACAUGGGAGGAGGGCUUGUGGUAGGUCCCUGCUCUACAACAGCUAGUGUAAUUGAAGGCGGGCAGCCACAGUCUCCACACAUAGUCGUUACAAUAGCACGCUCUGGGCUUCACUCGGGAGGCACACUUGUUCAGCUACCUACGACAACUAUCAGUUCAGGAGUAGCUGGUGUCGCUGCAGCAACAAUGACUCCUACACCUGCAGGAGGCAGCUCUGCUAAUGGUGCACGUACACCGAGGACUUCGGGUGGUGGUGUAGUAAGCCCAAAGCCAACUCAAAACACCCCAUCCACUGUUCCUCCUGCUGCACCUGCUAUGUUUCCAGCAGCACGUCUUGUAACCCCUAACAUUGCCACACCUGAUUUGGCAGUACCUGGUAUUCCUCCGCCAGGUCGUCCACUGCCAUUUCCUGUGGCUUUCCCUGCAUUCCUUAAUCCUUUAACACACAUCACUGCCUACAACCCUCUGACACUCCCUCCACCAUCUGUUGCAAGUGGAACCAGUGGAACUACAGGGGUGGUGACAAUACAGUAUGGUGGUAAAGUUAUUCCUCAUGUGCCUGGAAUACCUGGCCCGCAGACACUUCUCCUAAGGAAUACUGCCCCUCUUGAUUUAGCUGUGACUAGUGGUGUAGUACAGGCAUCACCAACCACUGUAGUGGACAGUCCUCGUAUGAGUCCACAAGUAUCAAAAGCCCCUGUAAAAUGUUCUACCACAGGACUCAUAACAGUGUCUGCUCCAUCCAAGCGUGAAACACGUGAUGACACCAUAAGGUUACCGAGUGCAUCAUCUUCGCCACCAAAGAAGAUGCCAAAAUUGCAGUCAACGCUACCAAUGAUCAAGGUAGACUGUGCUUCAUCUCCUGGAGAAGUCACAGUUGAGCGUUUGGUUUCUGAAGAUUCUGUCAAACGUUUAUCACCAUCAAAACCAGUUGCAAUAACACCACCACCAAGGAAAGUUUCCAGAGGAAGUGACAGUAUUGUGAUGGGCUCUAAAUGUGAAAGUUCAUUAUCACCUGCAAAACCAGAAAAUGGUGGCAGAACAGAAAGUGCAGAUAUCGAAAAAAGUAUAGAUAAUGAGGAUGGAAAUGGAAAGAGUGGAAAUUCUGAUAGCUCUCAUCGUCCACGGUUUCUUAGGCCUACAUCGUUACCAUUGAAGCCGGGGACAUUUACACCAAAGAAGGUACACGGUAUGGGGUUGACACCAGUUUUGCCUCUCGUAAGCCCAGAGACCCCACGACCAAAAAAGUCGUAUGGACAGUUGUACUUGAAUGGACAUGCAUACACAUACUUGGGCCUAAAAUGCUCAGCUCGUUCGUAUUAUUGCACUCUGAAUAGGCUUCAACCUAUGUAUGUGCUACACAGCCCUGAACACUCGAAGCUGUCAAUGUACUCCAAUUGGAAGGUUUGUUCAGAGGCUGCUCCAAAUCCUCUUGGUCUAGAGCCUGGCAAGGCAAUGGCACUGUACGAUUCACGUCAUAGACCGGUUGUGUAUACAGUGGCUAGAACUUCACAAAAGCAUGCAUUGGUUAUGACCCAUUCAUCAUAUUGGCAGAAUAAAACUUUGAAUCAGAUGAAGAACAAAGAAAAGAAAGAUGUAACUGAUGAAGGUACAUCUGAAGAUAAGACACAUGCUGAUGAUGGAGAAAAUAGUUCCGAGAACAACACCAAUGGACAAGAAGGUCCACAAAGUGGUGAGCAGCCACCAAGAAGGGUUAAAAUCUUUGAUGGGGGCUUUGAGUCUAAUGAAGAAUAUACAUAUGUGAGAGGGAGAGGCCGUGGUCGUUAUGUGUGUGAGGAAUGUGGGAUCCGUUGCAAGAAGCCAUCUAUGCUCAAGAAGCACAUUCGCACUCACACAGAUGUCCGGCCAUUCACCUGCAAGCACUGUAAUUUCAGUUUCAAAACAAAAGGAAAUUUGACAAAACAUAUGAAAUCAAAGGCACAUUACAAGAAGUGUGUAGAACUUGGAAUUGUACCUGUACCAACUGUUGUUGAUGACAGUUACAUUGAUGAAGAAUGUCUGGCAAAACAGCAAGCAAUGCGAGCUUCUCGAAUUGAAGAUGGUGAAUCGGAGUCUGAUGAUAAUGAUGAAGAUGAGGAUGAUGACGAUGAUGAGGAUGAAGAUGAGGAUGAUGAACAAGUGCCAGCUGAUGAGGACUGUGAUGAUGAGGCAAACAAAGGAGCUCCAGAGCGUGAAGCAGCUCGCAGCUUGCUGUCUCUCAGUCGCGGUGGUGGCUCGAGUUCACCGGGGCUUGCGUCGGCUGGUUUAGUACCUGCAGUUGCAGCCAGGCCAAACACAUACCCAUAUAUGGCUACUACUAUUGUUCCGACACCACACACUCCAACACUUUCAGCAGUCAGUGCUCAGACAGAGCGUGAAAAGGUGUCAAACAAUACUGGACUGGCCCUUGGACUGGAAGGAACCACAGGCGGUGGACUUGUUGUGCAAAGCACAACAAACCGUUACUAUUUCCCAUCUAACCGCACAACCACUACUACUUCCACACCACAACCUGCUUUGAGUGUCAGUAGCCCCACCACCUCCACUGUACCUCUUGUCACUACACGUGAUAAAGAUGGUCUUCCAGUAGACCUAAGCACUCGAUCACAACUUCAGCUGCAUGUCCAGACACAGCCUACAACUCCAGUUUCAGAAAUUCUGACUCCUGUUUCGGAACCAGCUACCCUUCUCGCUUCUCUUUGCAGCUCUGCAGAGCGAUGUCCUCCUCCUCCAGCACCUCCAGUACCUGCCCCAGCUGAAGCUACAAUGCUGCAGGCUUACCUGACUGAGCGAGCUUUGCAGGAUGCGAGAGUGAAGCGUCAUCAGGUACUACAGCCUGAACCUACUCCUCCAGUAACAGAUGUUGCUGGAAAUUGCAGUACACCGACUGCUUCAUUUCCAACUCCUGUAUCACGUACUGAAACUUGUUUGUCAGUAGAGGUGACCUUCCCAGCUGUUUCUUCAGUUGCUGCCUCUGUAUCUUCUUCCAUCCCUAUUUCGGUAGCACAGUCUUCAAGUAUGCAUGUGGAACUGACAGCACCAAAUGGGUCACCUGCACGAUCCUCUCCUUUUAGCAGUCAGCGUCCAUUGUCUCCACCUACCACUCAGACUACGACAACUCGUGAAAGUCCAACUCGGUCACCAGGUGGUCCGAAAGCAGAGUUCAUGCCACCGUCCAGUGGCCCAUCACCUAGCUAUGUCAGUAUAACAGAUGAUGGCCGAAGUAUGUGUUCAAUCUGCAACAAGAUUUUUUCCAAACCAAGCCAGCUCCGCUUACAUGUUAACAUACAUUACUUUGAACGUCCUUUUCGUUGCGAGUCAUGUGCAGUGUCCUUCAGAACGAAGGGGCACUUACAGAAGCAUGAGCGUUCUGUCAGUCAUCAAAAUAAAGUCAGCAUGAACUCCACAUUUGGAGCUCCAACUACUACAAAUCCUCGUCCUUUCAAAUGCGAUGACUGCAAAAUAGCAUUUCGUAUACAUGGCCAUUUAGCUAAACACCUGCGAUCAAAAAUGCAUAUAAUGAAACUAGAGUGUGUGGGCAAGCUGCCAUUUGGAACAUAUGCCGAGAUGGAGAGAGAAGGCAUAAGUUUAAAUGAGAUUGACACCACAGAUUGUGAAAAUUCCCUUGAAAGUUUGCAGGUGUUGGCACAGAAGUUAUAUGAAAAGGAUCCUUCAAAACUUGGACAGUGGGAUGGUGAGCGUGGACUACUCUUUCUUCCAAAUUCUCACAGUCAACUUAGUGGAGGAGAAACAUCUUCAGAUGAAGGAGAACCUCUUAUUGGAUACCAGAGCCCACACUAUCCAGAAGCUACACCAUCAGCACCUGCUGUUUCUAAUGUUAACCAUGAGCUGAUUAAUGUGUCCACAAACCAACAACACCGUUCAAAAAAUGAUCAGUUAUUUACCAGACAUGCUAAAGUCAACUCUCAAAUCAGCUAUAAUAAUGUUUCAGUAGCAAAUGUUGUAGAAACAAAGUAUGAUGAUCUGGCACCUAGCUUGUAUUCAAGAAGUCAUAUUAAUAAGACUGGAAAAGAAAGAUCUAUACAGUCCAGAGCACAAUUAAAUGUUCACACAGCAGAAGUAUCUAAAGAAUAUUUUAAAAUAGUAGAAAGUUGUCAGAACAAUUCAUUGCAUAUGGGUAAUUCUGUUCACCAUGCAGAAAAAACAAGUAUGGAAUUACAGCAGAAGGAACCGUUUAGACAAAUGAGGAACAGUUGUGCACAGAUUGCAUCAUUUGAUAUCAGACCAGAACAGCAAAAUGAGAAAGAAAAGAGUGUGUGUAGGACUUUCAGUGAAAUAGUCAGUAAAGAGGCAGGUGUUGCAGAUGCUACCUCAAAGAGUGAUAAUGAUGGACUAAUAAACCAAACCAUUUUCUUGUGUAAAAUGUGCAAGAAAACAUUUUCCAACAAGAAUGACCUACAGGUUCACAACUUCAUCAGUCAUGAAUCCAACCAUAAUUCUCAAAGAUGUAGCCCUCUCACCAUGACAACAGUGAAUGAGAACUUGUCAAGAACAUCACCUGCAAGCAGUUUGAGGAACUGUAAUGUGUUGUUCAGUGCUACAGGUGAUAGUAAUUUGUCAGAUGGGUCAGGGAAUGUGCUUGGUACUGAACAGAUGGGAACCACCUGUGUUGACACAAAUGAACAAAGUACUCUGAUUUCUCAUAAUAGUGAUUCUUUUGGAACAUCUAAUCCAUUGGCAACUAUUUAUAAUACCCAAGGACAAUUUUUAAAACUGUGCAAAACAGGAGAUGGUGAAAAUCGCAGCAUGCCGAAGGACUACAACUCGCUGAAUAUACGUAGAUUAGAUGAAAACCGGACAGUGUUAACUCCACAUAAUGUUAGAGGUUCAUCAGUAAAAGAAUCGUGUUCAGAUUCGUAUAGUGGUAGUAAUUUGAAAGAAAGUGAGAGUUAUGGGCUCAAAACGUCUACCACAAACAGAGGCGAAGCAAGUUCUGAAGUGAGAAAUGAGAGUGGAGAAGUUAAUGUGAGGUGGACAGAAAGUAGAACUAUCUAUGAACAUUUAAAAGUUACACAAGAUAAUUGUGGUAUCCAGUGCCAAAAUAAUGAAACUUCCGUGGACUGUGGAUAUAAUUUCAGUGAAAGUGCCAUAAGCAGUUCUUGUGUGAUGCAAAAAGACAAAGUGGACAGUAAAAGCAGACUGCUUAGUAGUGAAACUGUUGAAAGUAGUGUAAGUGCUAACAAUGUUGAUAAGACACUGUGCUGUGAUCUAUGUGGAAAAUUACAUUCAUCCAGGGAGUCUUUGCAGAAGCAUAUUUUAUCUCAUACACAGAUACGACCAUUUGUGUGUGAAUUCUGUGAUGCGGGAUUUACAUCACAGCAUCUUCUUAAUGGUCAUUUAGAGAUGCACAAAAAAGCAACAGCGCACCUAUAAGAAAAAGCAGUAAUGUGAUAGAGUAAAAAGAGAAUGUAUACAAGGCACUGGAAAGGAAUUUCCAGUUUUUCAAAGAGCUUUAUUUUAUACUAAAACCAGUUUACAGCAUCUAACACAUUAUAUGAUAGCUGUCUUCAAAAUUUUAUGUAUGUUACUGUUUUUUAAAAAUUUAUGCAUUUCAAGUUCACAGCAGUAAAUUAAAUGUGUAUAAUGUUUCUGCGAAGUCAAAAACUUUGAGUAGACAGAUAAUUUGUUUAUAUGUACAGCAAAAGAGGAAAAAUCAGUGUUCAUUACCUUGUGAUCAGAUGCAACAGAAAAUUAAUUUAUUGUAGAUAUUAUCUUGUAUUUUACAAACAUUGUUCCUAACACAACAGAAUGAAAAAAAUGAAGUGUAUAUCAACUUUUUCUGUAUGUGUACUGCCAGACAGCUAGAUAACUGGUAGCCUUCUUUACCACAUAAAGUACAACAUUCAUAUGUGAAAUUUGGGGCCACUAUUUGUCAUUAUUAGUUGUUAAUCGGAUGUAAUUAUUUAUAAUUGUGUAUUGAAAACAAACAUAUUGCACUAUCAUCUUCCCAUUUUCAUGAUAAAUCAGAUUGUGUAUGUCAAAGAGGAAUGGGAGACCUGAACAAUAAUGAAAGAAAACAUUUCACUAGGUGAAACAACAACUGAAGUUUAGAGCCCCAUGAGGAAAUUAAUAUUUCCUGCUGAAGGGGGUCAAGGUAUAAAGGUGAACUCAAAGGAUCAGUCCAUAAGUGUGAAGUUAUGGGUAGGGUGUUGUUCACUGUAAUGCCUCCAAAUCCAUUUCUUUUACCAUAAAAUUUCCAUUGCCACAAUCUUUCGUUUAUUUAGAUUUAUAGACUGUAACAUCAGGAUUCAGUUUGUUCAUGUGCACUGCUGUCAAUACAAGUAUUGUUACAUCUGCAACUGUAAGUCAAGCAAACGUCUCUGUUUGUGCCAACAUGGCUGGGAAAUAGAGUGAGUUUAUGGAAGAUUCAUCUUAAAAUCAUUUUUGUGGUAUGAACCAUCAGCAGUGUUAUAUUUAUCUUUUUUACUCUUUCUUUGUCCUAUUCUCCCCCCCCCCCCCAUAUCUCUCUCUCUCUCUCUCUCUCUCUCUCUCUCUCUCUCUCUCUCUCUCUCUCUCUCUCUGCGCGUGUGCGCUCGCCCCCUCCGCCCCCUCGUGUGUGUCCACUACCUACCAUGACCUGUUUAAAUUAUCUUAUUAAUUGGCUUUUCUAUUCACUUUAACAUCAAAAAUGGCUUGAUUCUUCAAGUUUCAUUACUUUUGUUGCCCAGUAUUUAGUAAAUGGGGUUGUUUCAAUCAUUCUUGUUGGUGAUAGGCAUAUUUUAAACUUCCAUGUUCGAAGGUAAACAGAGCCUGUAAACAAGAAUAGGUAAAAAGUAACUCUGAAGAGUAAAAUUUAGAAACUUGCUUCUGCUUUCAAAAAUACUUGUCUGUGUAACAAUAUGUAAACAAAUUGGCAUUAGUAAACAGGUAGUGUUUUACUUCUUCAUAUGCUUCUGCAUUGCUUUCAUGGUCUGUCAAGAGUAUUUUUCUAUCUCCUGAUUAUUGAGUGGCAGUACACAGUGAUGUGUGAAAGCUUGGCAAAAAUAAAAACUGGCAAAUUUAAUAAGCAAAAUAUUGAAAGAUACUGUUUACUUUCAUAUUAAUGAAAGCUGAACACGAGGGACAAAAGCAUAAAGUGUGCCAGUGGCCGCAGUUCGUAACUAAGAGUUGCUCAGAACUCUGUCAAGUGAGAGCCAGGUGCAAAGGGAACCAAUUAAAUGUAGUAGUAUUACAUCUCUUAUCAUUUCAAAAUAUACAAUUAUUUCGCUCUCUUCCACAUCUUUCAGAUAUUUGUAAUUAAAGAAUCUGUAGCAGAUAUUAACUUUGUUUACCAAACCACAUGCCUUCAAAUUUAGAGACACGACUACUUUAUCCAUUUAAUUCAGAUUUUAAGUGAGCGGUGUGUAUAUUGUAAAAGUGAAUUGGAAGUGCUUGGUCUUAAAGUAUGGCAAUAUUUAACUCUGCUCUGACGUAGAAAACACUGUAACACAAUUGUAAGCUGAAGAGGAUGCACACUGGAUGGCUCUCCAUAGAGGUUUCGAAGUUAAGCAUAGUUAAAACGUGCUCACAUCUCAUUUGUUAGGAUAGUAAAAACAUUUGUCCCCCAAAAAUAGAUGUUCUAUUGCGUGGUGUAUCACUGCUAAGACUUAGUGUAAGAAAGAAAUGGAAAUAAGUUUCCACAGGCUGGUUGGAUGACUUUUAUUCGUGGGUAGUCUGUAGCUUUCACAUACAUUGUUUUUCUGCUGCUGAUAAAUUGCAUAAUAUUGUGUAUGCUCUAAGUGAAGAGUUCACUUGUGCUGCACUAAACAUUACUCUACUGCUUUGUGUUGUCAUAGCAGAUACUUCAGUUUCUGUUCUGGAAGAGAUUCUUCACAAAGUUGCAGGAAAAUUACCAGUAUCUCGUAGCUAACCACACUUGGCUAAUGCUUUCCUGUUGGGCAAUUGUAACAUGAUCACUACAGUGAUUAUAUGUAUGAUAUAUUAUUUGCCCACCAUAUCAUAUUUUAGUACAGAUGCUAAAGACUUCAUUGUCUUGUGCUUGAACAAGCCUAAUAACUUCUUUUGGCUGUAAUGUGUUCUUCCACUCCAAGUUUAGAUGCUACAAAUAAGGCAGUGAUCAUCUUACAUUGAUAUUUUUAGUGAUCUUAGUCAACAAAGGACUAUCAUUUUCGUAAAGUCUUUAGUAUCUACCAUUACGUGCAGAAAAGGCAAGUUACUGUCAUAUUGGUAUUUUUUAGCCAGUUGUUUUUGCACUUCGGUAUAUUGUCUGUGAUUGAACGCUAUAACACUGUGCACCAAUCAACUGUAAAACUCAGUAUUUUGUUAGUUUUUAGAAACUUCUAAAAAUCUAAAACACUGACUUUAGAACUUGCUGUUUCCUAUCUUGCUGAAACAAAAUGAAAUACUACACUGUAUUUUGGCAACAAGUUUACAGUUCCGUUGCUGAUGUUUUAUGUAUCAGAACUAGGAAUACCAAAAGUUAAUUUGAUAAUAUGAUAAGUUUCAUAGUGUUCUUAAGGCAGCAUGAAUUUUGGGGCAUAUCAUGCUGCAUUUUUCUUGUAACUUUCUUCUUUGUUAGACACUAAUAAUUUUAUUACAGUUCAGGCAUACAAAUAGGGAAAAACAUCAUUUCGAAUAGCAUAACUUCAUCUGUCACUACAAUUACUUAAUGUGCUCUAUAGCAAGACAAAAAGUCAUUCAUUUAAAAUUCAAGUUAUUAAUGUUGUGAACUUGCUGUGGUAAGUUUGCUUGAUUUAACACCCAGCCUUCAGUUUUAUGCCUAUUUCUUUUAAUUAUGGACUGAGCUUACUUCCUGUGGUUCCAGGUGGUUGUUAAGUACCUUAAUGAACAAUGAGUACAACUGUAAUUUGGAUGUCCCACGAAUUCAUAAGUAAAAUGAAUUUGUACCACAUUUACAUUGAAUUUUACCCACUUUGUGUAUAAUUGUUUGUACUAAAUAUGACAAAUGUAUGUAUAAUUUUUGUAUAAAUAAUUAUUCUGUAUAUAAAACAUAUUCAAGUGAAUACCAUAAGGAAGUUGUUGUGUAAUUUAUAACUUAUAUAGAUAUAUAAAUAUUUUGUGCAUAUGUAACAAAAGAAAAUGUGUUACACUGGUAUUGCCAAAUGAAAUGCUCAGAUGAAACUUUUUGAGGACUGGUAGUUGAAUAGGUAACCUCAAUCCAUGAUCCCCUUCCCCAUAUUAUACUAGCUACCAAAACUGCAUUUAAAAGGCUGAAACUUGCUUCACUGGGUUUGUUUGUUUGAAAAUAUUGGUAUUCAGUAUUAACUUUGAUAUAUGUAUUCUCCUGUUAAAUGUUGACAUAGCCAGGCAAAUUUGCAGUUUAUAGACCUAUAUGUUUGUUGCAGAACUGCGGGGCAGUAACUGCCAUCAUUUUAAAUUAAAUGUUAUGUGCUGAAAAGCAAAUUAUUCUUAACUACAAAUUUUGUGUACAAAUAUUCCAGUAAUGGUGCUCAGUACCACAAGACAGUUAUUAUAUUGUGUGAUAUUCUAAUGACUUUAGCAGGUUCUUAACCCUUCGUGAAAAAAGCGGACUACAGUGUGACAUUUGAAUGUUUUGUGAGGAGAAUGUUUGAAAGACGUAAUAACUGUGACAGCUUGUGUGAAUAAAUCUGAAAGUGUCUUUGUAAAUGAGGUUCGUUGUCUUGAAGUCGGCUUCCUCAAUCCUGUUGUGAGUAACAGAGUCCUGUGACAUAUGGAAUGCAGGAACUGCUUCCACAGUUAAUCACUAACAGAGGUUUCUACCCAUGUACAGCUGUGCAGUUCGUCCUUUAGUGUUGAACACAGCUAUCUUUUAUACAACCAAAUCUGCAGAUAUGCAGUUUCAAUAAAUAUUAAUAUGAACCUA
Messenger RNA from Schistocerca cancellata (South American locust), 11402 nucleotides. RefSeq lists its product as uncharacterized. The record is from RefSeq and is a predicted model, not a curated record. Gene Ontology annotation, molecular function: zinc ion binding; DNA-binding transcription factor activity, RNA polymerase II-specific; RNA polymerase II cis-regulatory region sequence-specific DNA binding. Gene Ontology annotation, biological process: regulation of transcription by RNA polymerase II. Lineage: Eukaryota; Metazoa; Arthropoda; Insecta; Orthoptera; Acrididae. The transcript is spliced from 18 exons. Gene Ontology annotation, cellular component: nucleus. The coding region runs from base 500 to 6970 and encodes 2156 amino acids.